This is a messenger RNA of Colletotrichum destructivum, 1506 nucleotides long. Its product is annotated as Putative zn(2)Cys(6) fungal-type DNA-binding domain, fungal transcription factor. Gene Ontology annotation, biological process: regulation of DNA-templated transcription. The coding region runs from base 1 to 1506 and encodes 501 amino acids. The transcript has 3 exons. The record is from RefSeq and is a predicted model, not a curated record. Gene Ontology annotation, molecular function: DNA-binding transcription factor activity, RNA polymerase II-specific; zinc ion binding. Lineage: Eukaryota; Fungi; Ascomycota; Sordariomycetes; Glomerellales; Glomerellaceae.
AUGCCAAAGCCGCUGGGCCGUAGCAAUGGAGGUUGCUGGACGUGCCGUAUCCGCCACAGGAAAUGCGAUGAAACUUCCCCGUUGUGCAAGGAAUGUACAGAUCGACACAUAGAGUGUCAUGGGUACGGUACAGAACCAGAGUGGAUGAAAGAUCCGCCCAAGCUCCGGGCCGAACUGCAGCGGAUCAAGCAUGCCGUCAAACAGAACUUUCGCCGGACUCGAAAAUCGCAAGCUGCUUCUGUGCGGGCCUCUAGAAUUCUUGAGGAGUCUUCGGCUAGUGGCUCGAUUGAGGCAACGGAGUCCGCACACGAAGGCUCGGAAUUUCGCGAGGCCGAGCUCAUCAUGUAUUACCUCGACUACAUUUUCCCCCUUCAAUACGCCUACUACGCAGACAAACCAGCACAGGGAGGCAGGGGAUGGCUGUUCUGGCUCUUGUACAAAAAGGGGCCAUUGCGCCAUGCCGCUUUCACCCUCUCUGCCCUCCACCAACAUACAAUAUCGCAAAGCAAGACAGAAGAGAUGGAAUCCGAGCUCAUCCGGCAUCAUACAAACGCCAUGCAAGAACUACGCCAGGUUCUCAGCCGUUGUGAGAUGGAGGGAUUCGACAGUCAUCCCGAGUACCGCGUCGAGUUUCUCACCUGCGGAACCUUCCUCAUCAGUUUUGAGGUUUUCCAAGGGGGUACAUCCAAUUGGGAAUCACACUUGAAGGCUCUCGUAGCGGUAGCUAGUCAGAUCGAUCUCCAAAGCAUUGGCGCCGUGACUGAUCCUUUGAUCUCGACAAGACCCGAUGCUGGAUUCCAAAGGAUAGUCAAUGCCGCCACCAGGUUCCACAUGUCUCAGCUGCUUUGGUUUGACCUGUUGUCGUGCAUUUCCACAGGCGAGUCGCCAAAACUUCCAUAUCAGAGAUGGCUGGGUCAUGAGGAUAUCGAUAUUUCUUGUGUCAUGGGUUGCCAGAACUGGGCCAUGUUAGCUCUUGGUGACGUUGCCUCACUAGAAGCGCAAGGAGCGGAGCCGAACCCCAGAGCCAUGAGGCGCCGAGUAGCAGACAUAAGGAAGAGAAUCGAGGACGGGAUUGGGUAUUUAGGCGUCCAAGAAAAGUCUACGGCAGCAAUCGCCUCACAAUCAGUUACUCGGGUCUUUGCUACGGCUAUAUUAGUCCAGCUGCGUGCAAUAUUGGUCAAUGUCGGAGAACCCUCCGAGAUAAUUCACGAAGCUGUUACCGAAGUUAUUGACGCUUUGCAGAAAGUGCCGAAAGGCGUGCCUAUAAGAGGCAUGCCGUGGCCGAUUUGCGUCGCUGGAGCAAUGGCCGACUCAGAGCAGCAAUCUUUCUUCGAAAACCUCAUCGAAGAGGUUCUUGAGACAUCAGGGGCCGGAUUUACGAAUUGUGACACAGUACAGCGCAUUUUGAAGGAGAGCUGGAAAGAUCAAAACCAGUUUGCUGUGCAGGGUAUUCCAACAUGGAGACAAGCCAUGUCAAGACUUGGCAUAUGCGCCUUGUUAGUCUGA